This is a messenger RNA of Dipodomys spectabilis (banner-tailed kangaroo rat), 1373 nucleotides long. It is a transcript of the gene Slc10a7, whose product is annotated as solute carrier family 10 member 7. The transcript is spliced from 12 exons. Lineage: Eukaryota; Metazoa; Chordata; Mammalia; Rodentia; Heteromyidae. Gene Ontology annotation, cellular component: plasma membrane. The coding region runs from base 79 to 1101 and encodes 340 amino acids. The record is from RefSeq and is a predicted model, not a curated record.
CGCCCCGGGGCUCGAGCGAGCGCGGCUUGAGGAGGAGGCGAGGCCCGCGGAGCCCCGCAGCCCGCCCGCCGGGGCAGCAUGAGGCUGGCGGAGCGGCUGCGCAAGGACUGGUUCCUGGUGGGCAUCGUGGUGGCCAUCGCCGGCGCCAAGCUGCGGCCGUCGGUGGGCGUGAACGGGGGGCCACUGAAGCCAGAAAUAACCGUAUCCUACAUUGCUGUUGCCACAAUAUUCUUUAACAGUGGACUGUCAUUAAAAACAGAGGAGCUGACGAGUGCUUUGGUGCAUUUAAAACUACAUCUCUUUAUUCAGAUCUUUACGCUUGCAUUCUUCCCAGCAACGAUAUGGCUCUUUCUUCAGAUUUUAUCAAUCACAACCAUCAAUGAAUGGCUGUUAAAAGGUUUGCAGACAGUAGGUUGCAUGCCUCCCCCAGUGUCUUCUGCAGUGAUUUUAACCAAGGCGGUUGGUGGAAAUGAGGCAGCUGCGAUAUUUAAUUCAGCCUUUGGAAGUUUUUUGGGCAUCGUUGUAACACCCUUGCUACUGCUGCUUUUUCUUGGUUCAUCCUCUUCUGUGCCUUUUACAUCUAUUUUCUCUCAGCUUUUUAUGACCGUUGUGGUUCCUCUCAUCAUUGGACAGAUUGUCCGAAGAUACAUCAAGGAUUGGCUUGAGAGGAAGAAACCUCCAUUCGGUGCUAUCAGCAGCAGCGUGCUCCUCAUGAUCAUCUACACCACGUUCUGUGACACGUUCUCUAACCCGAAUAUCGACCUGGAUAAAUUCAGCCUCGUACUCAUCCUGUUUAUAAUAGUUUCUAUCCAGCUGAGUUUCAUGCUAUUAACCUUCAUCUUUUCAACAAGGAAUAACUCGGGCUUCACAGCAGCAGAUACAGUGGCUAUCAUCUUCUGUUCUACACACAAAUCCCUUACGUUGGGAAUUCCAAUGCUGAAGAUUGUAUUCGCAGGCCAUGAGCAUCUCUCCUUGAUCUCUGUGCCUCUGCUAAUCUACCAUCCAGCCCAGAUCCUCCUGGGAAGCGUGCUGGUGCCAACAAUCAAGUCUUGGAUGGUGUCACGGCAGAAGGGAGUGAAGCUGACCAGGCCCACGGUGUAGGGCAGGACGCCCACUUUCUGUAGCAGUGUAUAUAUGUACAGGAUUGUACGUUGACACAAUUCUGAAGACUCGUACUCGUGAAUGUUGCUUUGAUGCAUAUUUUAUUUUUCUACAGACAAAAAAAUUAUAUACCUGUUUUAGUGCCUUAAAAAAAAAAUGAACUCCAUGAGAACGUUACUUCCAAAACAUACUCUGUUGUUUACUGCCAGUGGUGGUAGACUAUUUUGGAGUUUUUUUUUUUUCCUAAAUGCAGAAAACACUCAUAGGAAAGA